AAAGCCUUUCCUUAAAGCUGGCACACCUUGCUGUGCCUCACCUGUCUCUUCCAGUCCCCUGACUGGCCAGCUCCAUCUGAAACCAGAGUGACCGGAGGAGGGACAAGAAAAAUAACGAAGUCCUUGGAAAUACUGCACCACUGCCGCUGUGCUCCGUGCAUCCUCUGUGGGCCUAACAGAGGAGGUUGGCCCUGUGGCCAUGGGAGAGAAGGGUCACCUGAGCCGGGUGUUGUUGGAAUGCAGUCUCAGUGACAAGCUGUGUGUUGUCCGAGAGAAACAGUAUGAAGUAAUCAUUGUUCCUGCUCUCCUGGUUGGUGGCUUUCUUAUCCUUCUUGCAAUCAUUCUGUGGCUUUUUAUCAGAGGACAGAGAUCCCAAAGGCAGCGCCCUGGACCCCGAGGCACUGCCUCUGUACCUGCAUCUAGGGGCAGAAGCCAGGAGGCAGCAGGGCACAGAGAAAAAGUACUUCUGCCUCUUAAGGAGACCUCAGUGGAGGGCUUUCUACGAGCGGCCACACCCUGCCUGGCUAAGCUACAGGUGCCCAGGGAACAACUCUUGGAGGUUCUGGAGCAGAUCCACAAUGGUAGUUGUGGGACCCUCUAUCAUGCAACAAUGACCACCAAGGAUCAUCCUAACCCCAAAAGUGUGGUCCUUAAGGCUUUAGAAGAUCCAGUUGGACUCCAGGAGGUCCAGGAUUUUAUAGGACGAAUCCAAUUCUAUCAGUACCUGGGGAAACACAAGAACCUGGUACAGCUGGAGGGCUGCUGUACAGAAAGGCUGCCACUCUAUAUGAUGCUGGAGGAUGUGGUCCCAGGGGACCUGCUCAGCUUUCUUUGGACCUGUCGCAGGGAUGUGAUGACCAUGGAUGGCCUGCUCUAUGAUCUCACGGAAAAACAAAUAUAUCACAUUGGAAAGCAGAUCCUUUUGGCCCUGGAAUUCCUGCAGGAGAAGCAUCUGUUUCAUGGGGAUGUGGCUGCCAGGAACAUCCUGAUCCAAAGUGACCUGACUCCCAAACUUUGUCAUCUGGGCCUGGCUUAUGAAGUUCAUGCCCAUGGGGCCAUCUCCUCUGCUCGAUCCAGCACCAUCCCUCUCAAGUGGCUUGCUCCAGAAAGGCUUCUCCUGAAACCUGCAAGCAUCAGGGGAGAUAUUUGGUCCUUUGGGAUCCUGCUUUAUGAGAUGGUGACUCUAGGGGCACCACCAUACCCUGAAGUCCCUCCCACCAGCAUCCUACAGUAUCUUCAGAGAAAUAAAAUCAUGAAGAGACCGAGCAGCUGCUCACAUGCCAUGUACAACAUCAUGAAGUGCUGUUGGCGCUGGAGUGAGGACAGCCGCCCCUUACUUGGUCAGCUGCUCCAGCGCCUAGAAGCUGCCUCUAGAUCUGCCAAUGACAAGGCUGUGUUGCAAGUGCCAGAGUUGGUGGUGCCUGAACUGUAUGCAGAUGUGGCUGGCAUCAGGGCCGAAAGCAUUUCCUAUAGCUUCAGUGUCCUUUGAAGAUGGUCCCAGACAAGUGACUAUAUAUGGGUAGAAUGAGUUCCUUCAAGAACAGAGAGAAGGAACUUUCUGUGGCCCACCAAGGGAGAAAAAAGGACAUGGAUCUUGCAUCUUUCCCUAAACAUUUUCCUAGAGAUAUGAAAUGCUGCUGGAUGAAGCUCUACCUCUACAUACCAUGUACUCUUGAGCUAAGAAUAACCAUCAAUUGUAUUUUGCUUUCCAGUCCCAAGGGCUGAAGUAUAAGUGGUGGACCAUGUCAUUCUAAAGGAGGUUUUUAAAAUCUGCAACGAUUGUAAGGGAAUUGGGGAAAAGGUCUGGUCCCACUCAC
Messenger RNA from Mus caroli (Ryukyu mouse), 1817 nucleotides. It is a transcript of the gene Styk1, whose product is annotated as STY kinase 1. Gene Ontology annotation, molecular function: ATP binding; transmembrane receptor protein tyrosine kinase activity. NCBI's taxonomy places the organism in Eukaryota, Metazoa, Chordata, Mammalia, Rodentia, Muridae. Gene Ontology annotation, biological process: protein phosphorylation; cell surface receptor protein tyrosine kinase signaling pathway; multicellular organism development. The record is from RefSeq and is a predicted model, not a curated record. Gene Ontology annotation, cellular component: signaling receptor complex; plasma membrane.